CCUGCAUAUGGCGAUUGAAUGGCGAUUUGUUCAAUGUGCAGUGUAGAAUUUUAUUAAUUUUAACCAUUUAUUUUACUUGUUAUUGAAUUUUAAAUUAUCUCAAUUAUUUUACUUUAGAGUAAUUGUGAUAAAAACGUGCUUUAUAAUAUCGGAGGUAGAAUAAAGUGUAAUUUCUUGGUUUUUGGGACAAUUAUUUUUUGUUCAAAAGGAGAAUCGUCCAAAAGGGCGCAAGUAUAUUUAUAUGACUUUAGCAAAACACAAAGAGACAUUAUUAACCAAAAGCUUAGUUGGGAGUUUAGGGCCCGGGCCAGCGAGGUGUAUGACGACUUCGCAGCGACGUGAGCCCACCUGUUAUAGGACAACAAAAUUUUCAUCCAAUAGGCAUCGGAAACUCCAGCCAUUCAGGGAAACGUGACUGUUUUUUGCAAAUCAACACCGUACAGUGAAUCGCGAUACUGUGAAGACUAUCGAGGCCCAAAAACGCUGCCCCCACGUCAAAAUAUCAAACAUUUUUCAUUGCAAAGUCAUCCGUAUUGAUAGUCAGGGGAGAAGAACGGUAGCAUUUAGGACAAAAUCGAGCAGCGACAGCCGGCAAGAUGUCCGUGAACGUGAACCGCAGCGUCAGCGACGUUUUCUAUCGCUAUAAGAUGCCGCGCAUCAUUGCCAAGGUCGAGGGCAAAGGGAACGGCAUCAAAACGGUGAUCGUGAAUAUGGUGGACGUGGCCAAGGCCCUGGGCCGCCCGCCCACCUACCCGACCAAGUACUUCGGCUGCGAGCUGGGCGCGCAGACGCAGUUCGAGAAGAAAAACGAGCGCUUCAUCGUCAACGGCUCGCACGACGCCGCCAAGCUUCAGGACCUGCUCGACGGCUUCAUCCGCAAGUUCGUGCUGUGUCCGGAGUGCGAGAACCCCGAGACCGAGCUGCUGGUCUCCACCAAGAAGAACACGAUCUCGCAGGGGUGCAAGGCGUGCGGCCACCACGGCAUCCUCGAGUCCAACCACAAGUUGACCACGUACAUACUGAAGAACCCGCCCACCAUGAACCCCACCGUGCAGGGUUCCUCGCUCACCGAGGGCAAGCGCUCGAAGCGAAGCAAGAAGGUUAACGGCGACGCCAACGGCGACCAGAACGACCCCGACAACACCUUGGACAACUCCGCUGACAAGACCAUUGAUAACGGGGUCGGCAGCGACGACGAGACCGAGUGGGCGGUGGACGUGUCGGAGGAGGCGGUGCGCGCGCGCAUGCAGGAUUUAACGGACGGCGCCAAGAACAUGACGAUCAACGACGACCUCGAAAAGUCGGAGAAGGAGCGCAUGGACAUACUGUACAACCAGGUGAAGAGCAAGCGCGACUCCGGUCAGCUGGAGAACGCGCAGGUGCAGAAGGAGCUGCUGAACGAGGCGGAGCGGCUCGAGAUCAAGGCCAAGGCGCCGCUCGUGCUGGUCGAGCUCCUGCUCGACCAGAACAUCCUCGCGCAAAUCAAAAAGUACCGCCUGCUGUUCCUGCGCUUCACCGUCAACGACGGCAAGGCGCAGAAGUACCUCAUGGGCGGCCUCGAACAGGUGGUCGCCCUGAACCGCGACUCGCUCAUGGCCAAGGUGCCCGGCCUCCUCAAGGUGCUCUACGACCUCGACAUCCUCGGCGAGGCCUGCAUCCACGAGUGGGCCGAAAAGGUUUCGAAGAAGUACGUGCCGAAGGAGGUGAGCCAGGAGAUCCACGAUCAGGCGGGUCCGUUUAUAAAGUGGCUGAAGGAGGCGGACGAGGAGAGCGAGAGCGAGGAGGAGGAGAGCGACGUCGAAAUCGAGUACAACGACCGCGCGCAGGUCUCGCCGCUGAAGGCGGCCGCCAAAACGGCGCCCGCCAAGAAACCGGAACCGGAAGACGAGCCCGGCGAGGAGGUCGACAUCGACGCCAUCUAAGCCGCCAACAGGGUCAGUUUUUUUCAUUUUCUCCCCCCUCCCCAUCCACCUACAAUCUCCUCUCCUUAGCUUUUAAUGUCGAUUCAAUAGUUUUACGGUGUAUUAUGCGGCUAUAAAUACUAGUUCCAAAAAAACUCGUAUUCAUAGCUUGUUUUCAUUCCUUCUAAAUAGUAAGAUAGUCAAAUAAGAUAUUACUUAGCCUUGUCAUUGACGGGACCAAGUAAAAUCAAAACUGGUGACAACAAAAAAUGUUGGCUACCCGGCACCAAAAAAAAAAUGUCGGCCCGUGUAAUUCGCUACCAUUUACUGCUUUAGUUUCCCACUUGUAUUUUAUCUUAUUUACUAUUUAUCGGUACGAAAAUUCACCCAAUGUACUUUUCUUACAACCUUAUUGGUUUUUAUAAGUAUAUAAUUCAGAAAUGUUUACAUAAAGGAUUUAUAUAUUAUAUGGUUAGGUAGGUUUUCAUAUUCGCCCGCGUUGCAAAUUUCACUGUAAUUUCAACGCGGGUUCAAUUUUAUCGUUUAAUUAAUUGUCAAAAUAAAUGAAUUAAAUAAAGCA
Brassicogethes aeneus is the source of this 2481-nucleotide messenger RNA. Lineage: Eukaryota; Metazoa; Arthropoda; Insecta; Coleoptera; Nitidulidae. The record is from the annotation of a GenBank genome assembly.